This is a messenger RNA of Hypoxylon trugodes, 557 nucleotides long. RefSeq lists its product as uncharacterized. The record is from RefSeq and is a predicted model, not a curated record. The transcript has 2 exons. Lineage: Eukaryota; Fungi; Ascomycota; Sordariomycetes; Xylariales; Hypoxylaceae. Bases 205 to 444 code for a protein of 79 amino acids.
UAAAAAAGAGAAGAGGUUGGCUAACGAACGAGGAGUGACGUCACUAGCGACAAUGCUCACUUACCUGAAGAUUCACCGCCAGCUCUAAUUCUUACCGUUUUUAUUGAUUGAUUUUGCCUACAUAUAAAACCGUAUUAAUUAUAAAGCAACAUAUCAAUCCUGCCUUGAUACUUCAGUCUUUAAAAACGCAAUUACACCCCGAAAAUGUCGCCAUCGCAAACACAAACACCCGACAAACAGGCCGCGCAAUCAAGCGGACCGGCGGUUCCGCAAUCCGUUCAGGCCACACAACCCGUACCUCUUCAAUCCAUGGACCCCAAGCGCCCGCAACCCGAGCAGCCCGAGUACGGAAAAUUGCGCGGAGGAGAACGCAGCUCAGUGUGCCCAGGUCGCUUCUGCUUCUGCAUUCCGUGUCCGUUGCCGUGCGACUUCUGUAUUAUUUAAUUCCAAGUUGCGGGCGUGUAUUCCUUGGUAUUUCGUGGGGUCGCUAUGGGUUUUAUUUGGUUAUUUAAAUACCAUUUUGGAUAUCUCAAUGUUACGCGUCUACCUGGGCAGCA